Carassius auratus (goldfish) is the source of this 6338-nucleotide messenger RNA. RefSeq names its product metal transporter CNNM2-like. Gene Ontology annotation, cellular component: plasma membrane. Gene Ontology annotation, molecular function: magnesium ion transmembrane transporter activity. The record is from RefSeq and is a predicted model, not a curated record. Gene Ontology annotation, biological process: transport; magnesium ion homeostasis. The coding region runs from base 1526 to 3949 and encodes 807 amino acids. The transcript has 7 exons. Lineage: Eukaryota; Metazoa; Chordata; Actinopteri; Cypriniformes; Cyprinidae.
GGAACUCAUCUACCGUUUGCUCCCAUUCUGGGACCGGUGUUCUUUUCUUUUCUUUUUUUUUUUUUUUGAAAAAGAACAGAAAUUGAGUUAUUUAUGGAAACUUCUGCAGAGUUCCUGUAAAAAGUGAUUUAUUUAUUCUGUCUAAUUUACUGAAAGUGAACUUUCACUGCCUGGCUGUGAAGAUUGUAGGAUUGUGAAAUUUAAUUAACGAUCAGUCAACUUUCCUACAGUCUGGACUGAUCUCUGAUCCCUGAUAAUGAUAAAAUGUUCACUAUAUGGAGAUCUGAGUCCAUGAUUAUUUUUAUAUCCUUUCAUAGGUUUUGCACGUCUUGCGUUUCUUAAGAUCCCUCUAAUCCCUGCCUUAUCUAUGCAAGGUACAUACAAUAUAAGUUUUUGUGUUGUCACAAUUCAUUUAUAGCAUUGUUAAUUUUUUUUAGGAUGACUGGGUGUGUAUUCAACUAUGAGCACCUUUAUGCCUCGGGAUGAUAAUUUUAUUUUAUUUUUUUCUAAUUGUUACAGUAUGUGGAGGUCAUGUUAACCUUUUAUCAUGCCUUUGAAAUAUUUUUUGUCUACAUUUAUCAAUUUUAUUUUCAUUUUUUAAUGUAAAGAUUUUGUGUUACGCUUGUCACAGACCCAGACAUUCAAUGUCAAACUAUUAAAAUCCAAAAUAAAUAUGUCUUCUUGCAUGAUAUGUGGUGUAGUGGACUAUGCACACGCUUUGGACGUGUGUCCCCGAGAUGUUGGGGGUGAGGUCCAUUCUUACCCCUACUUUCCUUUUAUUUGUUUAGGCCUAUUUAUUUAUUUUUUAGCAAAAUAAGAUAUAGGAUAGGCCUAUAUAUAGGAUAUAGUUACAUCUUGUGAAACGUUAGUGAUCCAAACUGUGAUGCAAUUUAGGACAGCUACAUUAUGAUAUGCCUUCCCCCUUUUUUUUAUUCCACAGUGACAUUUGCACCACAGAGUGCUAUCGGACACAUUCAGACACAAUAAUUAUCCUAAGAUGCUUGUAUCCACUUAAACACAAGACCAAUUAAAGAAACCAGUGAAAAGCGUGAUUUCGUUUGAUUUUUCAGAAGUCCACAGGACGUCCCUACGCUGUUGAAGAAACACUAUAAUCUUAUUAGUUGUUUACUACAUUUCGAGAGUGUAUAUUGGCACAAUUUAAAGAUGCUGUCAGCAAAGAACCCUCUCAAAACACCAAAAACAGUCACGAGGAGUUUGAGGAAACUCCUGUUUGCGCUAUUUGCAUUAAGUGCCACUAUUUAAGGAGCUCAUUGGCUGCUCCGGCGGCGCAAGCCCCGCCCCCGCCCAGCUGAGCCUCCGGAUUGGCUGCUCCGCUCGCCUGUCACCGAGACACCAGCGGAGGCACGAGUUCGCGCUGCUCUCGCUGGAGUGUGAUCAGUUUGAGCCGCGUAGCGGGGCUCAGCGAGACCUGAUGCACAAGUCAAGGCGACGCGCAGCGGUGAUGAAGCCGGAUUGGCUCUGAUUUUUAAAAGCCCUUUCAUUCAAGAGGCUGUCCAUUAUCAACAUGGCAGAACCGUCGUAUCCAGUACCCCCUCGAAAAAUGGCGUCACUUAGCCGGGUCCGAGCUUUAACUCUGAUUUUCUUAACUGCAAGCAGUUAUUUAAUUACUCCCACAAGUGGCAAGGAAGGAGGGGGAGAGGAGACGGUCAUCAUCGGGCUGAGACUUGAGGACACGGACGACAUUUCCUUCAUGGACAGGGGCUAUCUGCGGGUCAGCGAGAGGUCUCGGGUGAGAUUGAGGGUGUACGGGCAAAACAUCAACAAUGAGACGUGGUCCAAAAUCGCCUUCACGGAGCACGAGAGGAGCCGAGUGAUUGGCACCAUUGACAGAUCCUCGGGGGACAACAAGAGUCAGGAGGACACGUCGGGCUUGCACCCCUGUGGCAUCAGGACCUCGGAUAUCCUCAUCCUGCCCAACAUCAUUCUGAACCGCAAGACAUCUGGCAUCGUGGAGCUCGAGGUCAAGCCUCUGCGAAAGACUGAGAGGAGCAAAGCGUACUACCUGUGCAUCGCCACCUCCACACCUGCCGCGGCGGGCGCGCACGACCCGUGGACGGAGAACACGUGGAUCUAUCACGACGGAGAGGACACCAGAGUGAUCGUGGUGGAGGAGAGGAAGUUCCUGCUCCCUUUCUGGCUCCAGGUCUUCUUCAUUUCCACGUUGCUCUGCCUCUCGGGCAUGUUCAGCGGCUUGAACCUGGGUCUGAUGGCGCUGGAUCCCAUGGAGCUGCAGAUCGUCCAGAACUGCGGGACGGAGAAGGAGAAGAACUACGCCAGGAAGAUCGAGCCCGUCAGGAGCCAAGGAAACUACCUGCUUUGCUCGCUUCUUCUGGGGAAUGUUCUGGUCAACACCACCUUGACCAUCCUGCUGGAUGAUAUCGCCGGUUCUGGAUUGAUAGCUGUAGUGAUGUCCACCAUCGGCAUCGUCAUAUUUGGAGAGAUUGUGCCUCAAGCGAUAUGUUCACGACACGGUCUUGCUGUGGGAGCGAAUACAAUCUUCUUGACCAAAUUCUUCAUGCUCCUCACUUUCCCCGCGUCCUAUCCGGUAAGUAAACUGCUCGACUAUCUCCUCGGACAGGAGAUUGGUACGGUGUACAACCGAGAGAAGCUCUUGGAGAUGUUGAGGGUCACGGAUCCUUAUAAUGACUUGGUGAAAGAGGAGCUGAACAUCAUUCAGGGCGCGCUGGAGCUCAGGACUAAGACCGUGGAAGAUGUCAUGACCCCGUUGCGCGACUGCUUCAUGAUCGCCGGCGACGCGUCGCUCGAUUUCAACAGCAUGAGCGAGAUCAUGGAGAGCGGCUACACGCGCAUCCCGGUGUUCGAGGGCGACAGGUCCAACAUCGUGGACCUGCUGCUCGUCAAGGACCUUGCGUUUGUGGAUCCCGACGACUGCACCCCGCUGAAGACGAUCACCAAGUUCUACAGCCAUCCCUUACAUUUCGUCUUCAACGACACUAAACUCGACGCGAUGCUGGAGGAGUUCAAGAAAGGUAAAUCUCACCUGGCAAUAGUCCAGCGGGUUAACAACGAAGGAGAAGGCGACCCAUUUUAUGAAGUGCUUGGCAUUGUCACCCUAGAGGACGUCAUUGAAGAAAUCAUCAAGUCUGAAAUCCUGGAUGAGACAGACUUAUAUACCGACAACAAAACAAAAAAGAAAAUCACCCAUCGAGAGAGGAAGCAGGAUUUCUCGGCUUUCAAGCACAUGGACAAUGAAAUGAAGGUUAAAAUAUCACCUCAGCUUCUACUGGCUACUCUGCGUUUCCUAGCUACAGAAGUAGAAGCAUUUAGUCCAAACCAGAUGUCUGAGAAGAUCCUUCUACGUCUCCUCAAGCACCCCAACGUCAUCCAGGAGCUCAAAUAUAAUGAGAAGAAUAAGAAGGCCGUCGAACAUUACCUCUUCCACCGCAACAAGCCUGUGGACCAUUUCAUCCUCAUUCUGCAGGGGAAGGUGGAGGUGGAGGCAGGGAAGGAGGGAAUGAAGUUUGAAGCUGGAGCGUUCUCCUCGUAUGGGAUGAUGGCUCUCACCACGUCUCCAGAAAACAAAUCCCCCCCUCGGUCAUUUGGACUGAACCAUUCUGACUCGUUAAAUCGUAGCGAGCGGAUUGAAGCCAUCACACCGUCACUGGGCAGCAGUAACCAUCAGCUCAAUGCCUUCCUGCAGAUGUAUGUGCCGGACUAUUCUGUCAGAGCUUUGUCAGACGUACAGUAUAUUAAGGUGACGCGCCAGCAGUAUCAGAACGCCAUCAUGGCGUCCCGCAUGGACAAGACGCCACAGUCCUCAGAGAGCGAGUACACCAAAAUCGAAUUGACUUUGACAGACCUCCAUGAUGGAGUGACUGAUGAAACCACCACCCUGUUCAACCAGACACAGAACUGUGUGGCCCACAACAAGACGAACCACACAGGCCACAGCGAGGGGGCCAUCUAGCCCUCAGUGGGGUGGUAGAGCGAAACCCUGGAGCUGCUCACCACCCCAAACCACUCCACUCUGGUAGCGCAAUACUACUACUGGGACCUGAGCUUGGGUUGACCCAAGGCAAAAUGGGAUACUCCAGAGACCCGGUCUGGUCCCAUUCAUUCAGAUUAACCAUGGCGUCUAUGUUCCCCAGACCAAAGAGUUUGGAGGAUGGACAGUUUUUUUCUCCAGCUACACUGGAACUGCCCAGGGAUGUUCACAAACACAAAGGAAAAACUCCAGGCAGAUGUUGUAAUAGGGUUAAUCAAAGACUGUUCCAAAUACUGCUUUGAAGGAAACCGUGAACCAAGAGGAUACUACUCACAUAUUUAUUUAUUUUGUAUGCAUUUGUACAUACGUGCAUGUCUGAGGAUUUAAUUGUGGGCACAUGCAAGCACCAGUCUGUAAAUUGUGCAUGUGUAUGUGUGUGCCUCUAUGAGUGUCACUGAUAUCAUGCACAUGCUAUAUAUAUAUAUAUAUAUACAUAGUUAAAAAUAUGUACCGGUGAGGGUCUUUUACAUGUAUAUUUCAGAAAUGCUUAUUUUUAUUGUUCUAAAUCUGAUAUAUCCCUUAGUACCUAUUACUUCUUUUAAAAAAAUGAAUCACUAUAUUGCCUUUAAAAAAUCGUAUUAAUUUUUAACAAGUGCAAUGAAACACAUUUUAUUUAAAAGAUGAUUUAUCAUGAUUACUGUAUUGUAAAUUCUAGUUCUAUUUCAUGCAUGUAUUGUAUCACAUCUGUAUAUCUGUUCAGAGAUAUUUUGGAUUCACUUCCAAGGAUGAACAGAUCCUAUUUGUCUGCUUUAAACGUUUAAUUCCAUCAAUGGCAUAAUAACUUCUCAUUUAAAUCUGAAGGCAGUCUGUCAGGACUUCAUGCAAGGGAGAUUCCUAAAUAAAUCUAGGCUUUAACAAAAUCAUUAAAACAACUACUACAUUAAAUUGUUCUACCCAUAAUGUGUCUGUAAGAAAGGUGCCAUGGUGUUUAAAUGGCUGUACUUGUGUGUAUUACCUUUAUGUAUAUAAUGUUGACUAUAAUUUUUAUUUAUAUGAAUGCUGGAAACUCCUGCUAUGCAUAUGUGUUUAGUAUUAUACACAUUUAUACACUCAAAAUGAAAAUGUAUGCACUCCAGGGGCCAUACAUGAGUUUGUUUCUUUGUGGAAACAGAUUUGAAGAAAUUUUGCAAUGGUUCCUCUGCAGUGAAUGGGUGCCGUCAGAAUGAGAAUCCAAAAUUGUAUUUGUAUAAUAAAUAAUUCUCCAGUGAAAAACUGAUCUUGGCUGAAUCAGGAGAGAUAUAUAUGCACAGAUCAAGCACUGUUUACAUGCAAAAACAGCUCUAAACAAAUAUGUUUGUGGAUUUUAAUGCAAGAGUACAAUGGGGGGUGAAUUUUACUGGAGACAUCAAUAUUAUUAUUAUAAACUAAUAACAGACUAUGGCCAGAAGCAGAGGUUUAAAGUAAAAAAAAAAAAAAUAUUGAUGGAUUUCUUUCUUACAAACACGCAGCAUGUGGAUCAAUCUGGAUGUGGACAUACUUUUUUUUAUCAGCUGUUUAGACUCUCAUUUUGACGGCACCCAUUCACUGCAGAAGAUCCAUUGGUGAGUUAUUGACGUAAAGCCACAUUUCUCCAAAUCUGUAUUCAUGAAGGGACAAAGUCAUCUACAUCUUGGAUCGCAUGAGGGUGAGUACAUAUUGAGUAAAUUUUCAUUUUAGUGUGAACUAUUCCUUUAAUCACGAACCACUUAUAUUUUCUCUGUUGCCAUACCUUUUUUUUUUUUUUUUUUUGACCCAACCGCCAAGAUAAUCAAACAGCAUACAACUUAUUCCUCUAACUAUUCCUAUAUGUUAUUAUAGGUGGCAGCUGCAUGACCCUGUUUCUACAGUGUCAGACUUUGUGGUAAAUCUGACUCAGGCAGCUUUUAAGACAUUGCCCUUGAUGUUUUCAUGUGUCCAAAUGCUUAUUUGAACCAGAGUAGAUUAAUAACAGUAAUGCCUUACUUGCAUCAUUGAUACCUGAGUCAGUACCACAGACAGCCACUGCUUGGCACUAUGCUCUAACAAUUUAGCCUAAAUGUAUCUUGACAAUGUUGUCAUCUUAAAACUGAUGCUCUUUAUACCAAAGAAUAUACUUAAAGAGGUGAGAUCAGAUUGUUGGGCUUUAUUCAGUAAAUUAAAGCCAACUUUGAUUUAUUUUUUGUUUUUCUUCCUAGGCAGAUGCUCUUUUUGGGUUUAAUACAGGUUCUGGGUUUUAAAAAUAUUUUUUUUUCUAAUUUGCUUUGUUUAUGAAUUGUAGCUACUUUGAACUAAAAUGUAAACCCUAGGGAGAAAAAUGGUUCUAGAAAGUGCCAUUAAACAUUCAUCAGUUUCA